AUGGAUCGCGUGGCGAAGCUGGCGUCGGAGCGUGCGGUGGUGGUGUUCACGGCGAGCGAGUGCGGCAUGUGCCACGCCGUGACGUCGCUCCUGGGCAACCUGGGAGUGAACGCGGCCGUGUACGAGCUGGACAGGAACCCCCGAGGCCGGGAGAUUGAGCGCGAGCUCGCCAGGAGGCUCGGCGGCGGCCCCUCCGUGCCGGCGGUGUUCGUGGGCGGGAACCUCGUCGGCGGCACCAACAGGGUCAUGGCGCUGCACCUCGACGGCGAGCUCGUGCCCAUGCUCAUGAGCGCCGGCGCGCUCUGGGUGUAG
Messenger RNA from Phragmites australis (common reed), 312 nucleotides. RefSeq names its product glutaredoxin-C10-like. The transcript has a single exon. The record is from RefSeq and is a predicted model, not a curated record. Bases 1 to 312 code for a protein of 103 amino acids. Lineage: Eukaryota; Viridiplantae; Streptophyta; Magnoliopsida; Poales; Poaceae.